GUUAAUCUCACUGUGGUACACUUACAUUUGCAGGAGUUUCAUGCGGUGUGCAUGAGGUUCUUCGCUGCACACAUUCAGUACCAACGAACAGAUGGAUGAAAGUUUACCUGAACAGAAUGGACGGACGACUCCAGCGAACAAGAAGGAGGAGGAAGAAAUGGAGGUGACCAUGACGUCACAACUGGAAAGUCCCAUUGUGCCCCCCGCCAGCGCAGUUACGUCAUCAAAUACACAAACCCCCCUAGAGGAAAAAAGAGAUGCUGUGCUGUCUGUAGCCCCACUGUGUCAGACGGAUGAGUGUGAGGAGGAGGAUUCAGACAGUGGUAGCUCAUCCUCGUCGUCGUCCUCCUCCUCCUCAUCCUCCUCUUCUCCCACUGUCACCAUUUUUGAGGAUGAAGAUGAGGAGAGUUUCAGCCAGCCAGCCCCCAUCAAAACCCGAGAUGAGGUCCUGCUGGAGGAGCUGCCAGCAGUGGAGGAGUUGUCUGUGUCGUUACCAGAAGAUGCAGAACUGCGGCCUAUAGGAACGAUCUCCAGUAUAAUUCAGCAGCUCGUUGUGAUCCAGUCCCUGAGGGACACGCCCCCUUUGACUGAUGACAGCGUCAUCUUUACAUCUGAUAGGCUGGCUCUUGGAAAGGUGUUUGAGGUCUUUGGCCCCGUGUCCAGUCCACUGUACAUUUUGCGUUUCAACUCUGUGGACCAGAUUACCAACAAGGGGCUGGCAGAGGGACAGACUGUCUAUUACACACCGGGCAUCAAAGAGUACACAAGUUACAUCCUCACACAGCAGCUCAAAGUUUUCAAAGGAUCCGAUGCAUCCUGGAAGAAUGACCAAGAACCACCGGUGGAGGCUUUAGAUUACAGUGAUGAUGAGAAAGAACAGGAAGCUAAGAAGAAAAUGAAAAACUGCAGAAAGAAGAGGGACAACAGCAAUGCAGAUAAUUCGGCCAACAUUACCCAGAAUGCCAUGCUGCAGCAACGUGAUGUCAGAGGUUUCCCACCACCCAGACACUCAGGACCUUCACCCAGGCAUCAGAACCCGAGGAACAAACACCCACAGUUCAGACACGCACACCCCCAUCCCAUGUAUCCCCCCCCUCCCUGCCCCUACCCUCCUCCACCGUCUCACUUUUUCCCCCCACCCAACUUCCCCCUGUAUCCCCCCCCUCCUCACUCUUUCUUCAACCCAUCCUUCUCCUGUCCUCAGUGGCCAGCCAACUCUGUCCCCUUCGCUGACCUCCCUCCUCCUCCUCCUCCUCCUCCCCCACCCCCCCCUCAGUGAUGUAGACGCGAGCUGGACCUCCUGCUGCUGCGUGAAUGAUGUCAUCUGCUUGUAGACAGAUGUGCCACAUGUACCAAUCAAUGGCUGCGCUUGUUAACUGUUUAUUAUGCUUUACAAUCACUAACUAUAAAGUCAUGACAUCACAACCACAUAUUCUGCAGCUCCCCCCCCAUCCCCUCCUCACGAUGGUUACUGGUCGUCCCACAGAUGCUACAAUCAACUUGGAGCAGAGCAGAGAACCUGCAUAUAAUGUCCAAACAAUAUACAACUAUUGUACUGAUAAUGACCUGCACACUGCUGCGUCGGUGGCAGCUGUGUGCGGACACUGUGGCCUUUUUUCACAGCAAGGUGUAAAUGUGACGCAGGGUCCAGUCAUUGUCAGUCCUAUAUCAUAUUGUAUAUUUACUGUAUAUAUUUUUGUACCAAAAUGCUUUCUACAUGUCAGUGUUUUCUGUUUAAUGAGCUGAAUCCACACAUUUCUCUUGUCCAACGUGUGUCUGUGUCCUUCGUUCUCCUCCACCUCUUUCUACCCAGAGGGAGACCAAACGCUGAAUAAAUGAGCGAAUACCACAGUUGAUUUUCUGUCCUCAUUAUGUCCCAAUCUGAGCUCCAAAUCUCUGGCAUCGAGUCCUCAAACACUUGAGGAUUUGACAGUGAAACUGCUGCUGACAUUUCUCCCUCCAUCGAUGCUAUUCCAAAUUUAUAAAACAAAAAAUUGAAUUCACAGACAGCGAAGAGUGCAGAACUUAAAAUGAGAAUUCAAUAGAAUAUUGUAGUUUUUAAUUGUAUUGAUAUUACCUUUUAUAAUGUGUUUAUUUGCCUUUUGUGAAGCACUUUCAAUGCCCUGCUGCUGAAAAAUAUAUAUAUUUAUAAAUAUUUUUCAGAUAUAAUUUUUUUUUUUUUCAUAAGUUUCUAUGAAACCAAAUACAAUGAAGUACUGUAGUCUGUAACCAUCUCCACUGGUCGUAUUCUGAGGUUUCCUCAGCCAGCAGGAAGAAGAGGAGUAGUGGUGUGGCCUUUGUGAUCAGGUCUGGUUCCUGUGGCCUGAUCAUAUCCAUGUAGCGACAAAUGGAAGUCGUUAUGUCUAUCAGCAUAAAGGUUUAGCUUUAGCCUUGAAAUGCUGAUCAAAUAGAGCAUUUGUAUGAGAACAUGGAUGUCAUCAUUUCUUCAUUUAACAAGAAGUCAGCAGGCUGCGUUUACCAUUUCCGUCUUAUGCCUAAGUCUAUAACAUAUCUGUAACAUAGCACGAGAUAAACGCUCGGAUGAGACUAAAACGUUUCAUUUACUUUGUAAUAAAACCAAGCCCAGUA
Pungitius pungitius (ninespine stickleback) is the source of this 2589-nucleotide messenger RNA. It is a transcript of the gene naf1, whose product is annotated as nuclear assembly factor 1 homolog (S. cerevisiae). Gene Ontology annotation, molecular function: RNA binding. Gene Ontology annotation, biological process: ribosome biogenesis; pseudouridine synthesis; box H/ACA snoRNP assembly. The coding region runs from base 92 to 1279 and encodes 395 amino acids. The transcript is spliced from 9 exons. NCBI's taxonomy places the organism in Eukaryota, Metazoa, Chordata, Actinopteri, Perciformes, Gasterosteidae. The record is from RefSeq and is a predicted model, not a curated record. Gene Ontology annotation, cellular component: sno(s)RNA-containing ribonucleoprotein complex.